AUGGCAAGUAUUGAAAUCAUGCUGGCAAUGUCAUUACCCAGUGAGGAUGGAAGGUUGAAGUAUAGACAAACACUUCCUUUGGGGCUGGGAGAUGGACAGCUCUUUACCUGGACUGAUGGCCUGAAAAGGAAGGACUGGCAUGAUUAUGAAAGCAUUCAAAAAGAUGCAAUGCGUUCAGGGAAAGGUGAACAUGGGAAACCGUACCCUCUUACAGAGGAAGACCAUGAUGAUUCUGCUUAUAGGGAAAAUGGCUUCAACAUAUUUGUUAGCAACAACAUAGCCCUGGAACGGUCCCUGCCAGACAUCCGACAUCCUAACUGUAAGCACAAGGUGUACUUGGAAGCACUACCGAACACGAGCAUCAUCAUCCCGUUUCACAACGAGGGCUGGACUUCGCUCCUGCGCACCAUCCACAGCAUCAUCAACCGCACCCCGGACAGCCUGAUCGCAGAGAUCAUCCUGGUGGAUGACUUCAGUGACAGAGAACAUUUAAAAGAGAAGCUGGAGGAAUACAUGGUCCGCUUUGCCAAGGUGAGGAUUGUGCGCACCAAGAAACGGGAAGGGCUCAUUCGGACCAGGCUGCUGGGAGCCUCGCUGGCUAGAGGAGAAGUCCUGACAUUCCUGGAUUCCCACUGCGAAGUCAACGUGAAUUGGCUGCCACCCUUGCUCAACCAGAUUGCCCUUAACCACAAAACCAUCGUGUGCCCUAUGAUCGAUGUCAUUGACCACAAUCACUUUGGCUACGAGGCGCAGGCGGGGGAUGCCAUGCGAGGAGCUUUUGACUGGGAAAUGUACUACAAACGAAUUCCGAUUCCUCCAGAGCUCCAGAGAGCUGAUCCCAGCGACCCCUUUGAGUCUCCUGUAAUGGCUGGAGGUCUGUUUGCCGUGAACCGGAAAUGGUUUUGGGAGCUGGGAGGCUAUGACCCAGGAUUAGAAAUAUGGGGAGGAGAGCAGUAUGAAAUCUCCUUCAAGGUGUGGAUGUGUGGAGGUGGCAUGUAUGAUGUUCCAUGCUCUCGAGUUGGGCAUAUCUAUAGAAAGUACGUCCCGUAUAAAGUCCCUUCUGGAACCAGCCUUGCACGGAACCUGAAGCGAGUGGCCGAGACAUGGAUGGAUGAGUUUGCAGAGUACAUUUACCAGCGACGGCCUGAGUACAGACAUCUCUCCACUGGUGACAUCUCUGCCCAGAAGGAGCUGCGCAAGCACCUCAAGUGUAAAGAUUUCAAGUGGUUCAUGGCUGCAGUGGCUUGGGAUGUCCCCAAAUACUACCCUCCUGUGGAACCUCCACCUGCUGCCUGGGGAGAGAUUCGAAACGUGGCAGCCAACCUGUGUGUGGACAGCAAACACGGAGCCACAGGGACUGAGCUGAGGCUGGACAUCUGUGUGAAGGAUGGCUCAGAGCGAACAUGGUCACAUGAACAGCUCUUCACCUUUGGUUGGAGAGAAGACAUCCGUCCUGGGGAGCCACUUCACACUAGGAAGUUCUGCUUCGACGCCAUCUCACACAGUAGCCCUGUCACACUGUAUGACUGUCACGGGAUGAAGGGAAACCAGCACUGGAGCUAUAGGAAGGACAAAACUUUGUUCCAUCCGGUAAGCAGCAGCUGCAUAGAUUGCAACCCAGCUGAGAAGAAGAUUUUCAUGAACAGAUGUGAUCCUUUAUCUGAAACUCAACAGUGGAUUUUUGAACAUAUUAAUACGACUGUUUUAGAAAAAUUUAACAGCAAGGCCACUUCCUAGAAGGAAAAAGAUUUGAACACACAUAUUUACAUAUAGACUGCAGACUACAUUUUUGCCAGCAUCUGGGUCAAAGGAGUCAGGAAUUAAAUUUCCUAGAUCCAGGAAAUCUGUUCUGAGGAUUAAGAAAAUGCCACAGCAAGAGCCAGCAGGCUGUCCUUGUGGAUAUACAGUAUCUGGAGAACUUGGCCAAGAGCCUCACCGGAUGCUGCUGAGAACUUCAGGCUGAAAAUUCCCUUGCUGGUCAAGGGAAAAAAAACUUUGUUUAAAAACUGUUUAAAAGUACUCCAAGUUAAUAAAGUAAAACAAAACUCUAGAGUUUCUCAGGUCAAAUCCUGCUGUAGUGAGUAGCUCAGAACAGACGCUAUGAUUUGGGAUGGGUUUACGGUGUGCAUGAUGCCAACAGGAGCCUGAAGAAAUCCCAGGUUUUAGAAUUAAACGUGCUGGUAGAAGAAUAAUGAUGUCCCAGCACUCCCUAGACAAGAUAUAUGCUCUGUUGACAUUCUCUUAAUAAAAGGUUGGGUUAAGCAGGUUUAACCCUCAG
Molecule: messenger RNA, 2278 nt
Organism: Serinus canaria (Common canary)
Lineage: Eukaryota; Metazoa; Chordata; Aves; Passeriformes; Fringillidae
Gene: GALNTL6
Product: polypeptide N-acetylgalactosaminyltransferase like 6
Exons: 12
Coding region: 1-1737 (578 amino acids)
Cellular component (GO): Golgi apparatus
Source: RefSeq, a predicted model, not a curated record